This is a messenger RNA of Miniopterus natalensis, 932 nucleotides long. NCBI's taxonomy places the organism in Eukaryota, Metazoa, Chordata, Mammalia, Chiroptera, Miniopteridae. The record is from RefSeq and is a predicted model, not a curated record.
UGUGAAGCACCGAGGGGAUCCUGAGGUAAGGGGGUGCUACAGAGGGACUGGGGAGAUAGGAGGCCAGGGGUAUCACAUUGACUCUGACUCCUCCCUUCCCUCCCAGAGAUCAUCUUGCCAUGGGCUCCCCCCAACCCCCAAGGUGCACAUGGGUGCCUGCUUCUCCAAGGUCUUUAAUGGCUGUCCCCUGAGGAUCCACGCUGCUGUCACCUGGAUUCACCCUGUCACCCGGGAUCAGUUCCUGGUGGUGGGGGCUGAGGAAGGCAUCUACACCCUCAACCUGCAUGAACUGCACGAGGAUACACUGGAGAAGCUGAUUUCACACCGCUGCGCCUGGCUGUACUGUGUGAAUAAUGUGCUGCUGUCACUCUCAGGGAAAUCCUCACACAUCUGGUCCCAUGACCUCCCAGGCCUAUUUGAGCAGCGGCGACUACAGCAGCAGGUUCCCCUCUCCAUCCCCACCAACCGCCUCACCCAGCGCAUCAUCCCCAGGUCGGGGACCCUGGGGGAGCCUGGAUGUGCAGGGGAGAGGGGUGUAGGGGGAGGCAGAGGGGCCGUCAGAGCUGGACUCUGGCCUUGCUCGUUACUGGGACCUUAGAUCUUAGACAUGUUGUGAUCUUAGACACCUCACUAUGCCUCUCUGAGCCCCAGUUUCCUCAUCUGUCACUGCAGUUGACUCCCCUCCCCUUGACCCCAGGCCUGUUGGGAGGCAAGAAGGAAGUAGUGGAUGUGAAACUGCUUUGCAAAUUGUGGGAGUUGCGGUUCUUAGGAUGGGGGGCAAAUAUUUACUGAGCAUUUAGUAUGUGCUAGGCUUUAGGCUGGGCUUGAGUCAGCCCCUGAGCUGAACUGGAGGGAGAGGAGGGAGAGCUGGGAGGGGAGGGGAAGCCUCAAAAAGGGCAGGUGAGCUCGUGGAGUUUGGAAGUGCAUAGCAG